ACGCACUUAAGAGAAAUAAUUAAUUAAGAACCAUUUGAACAUAAUUACUGAUCAGAGUCAGGUUAAAAUCGAAAUUAAUCGAGACGAGCGAGGGGGAGGUGAAGAUGGAGGGGUGUGAAAUGUUCUUGGAGAUAUUGGUUGCCAUAUUGCUUCCUCCUUUGGGAGUUUUCUUUAGACACGGCUGUUGCAGCUGUGAAUUGUUGAUAUGCUUGAUACUAACCUUAUUAGGUUAUGUUCCCGGAAUAGUGUAUGCAAUCUACGCUAUUGUUGUUCGCCAUGGCGGCCAUGAACAAGAUGAUGAUCUUCAUCAAUGGCGUCGUCCUCUCAAUGCAUAGCUUAAUUCAUUCUUUUAUUCUAUUUUCUUUCUUAUGAAAUAGAAUACUAUUCUCCUUUAGUUUGUUGAUACUAUAUUGAGUUGGUAAAUAGGUAAUUUACCUAAAUAGGACUAAAACAUAAUAACUUUCUCAAUAUAGAACAAUAUAUUUUUAUUUCACAAUGUAGGACCAUUGAUGAUUAUCAGUUAGUCAUUAUUCAACUAAAUGUCCAGCAUCACUUGAAUAUUAUUCUUCUCACUAGUCAUUAUUAAAUUUUAUUUAAUAAAUGCAAAAGUUUAAG
Molecule: messenger RNA, 615 nt
Organism: Cuscuta campestris
Lineage: Eukaryota; Viridiplantae; Streptophyta; Magnoliopsida; Solanales; Convolvulaceae
Source: the annotation of a GenBank genome assembly